Hyposmocoma kahamanoa is the source of this 2417-nucleotide messenger RNA. It is a transcript of the gene kermit, whose product is annotated as PDZ domain-containing protein GIPC1. The coding region runs from base 305 to 1258 and encodes 317 amino acids. The transcript has 4 exons. Lineage: Eukaryota; Metazoa; Arthropoda; Insecta; Lepidoptera; Cosmopterigidae. Gene Ontology annotation, molecular function: protein binding. The record is from RefSeq and is a predicted model, not a curated record.
UAAUCUACUCGAGCAGCCACUCCAGUUAGUCGUGGCUCGUACACUGCCCGCGCCGCGCAUUAUGUUGCUCUUCGGUCGACUCGCUUCAACGCGCUACCUUCACAACACAGCUUAAUCUUAUCCCUCAUCGCCAUUGGGCGAUAACUUAUCAUGUGCUGUGACGCAGCUGUACGUUUUAAAAGUCUUAGAAGAUAAGCGACUUUGUGGUGAUUAAAAUUGCACUGUGUGCUAGUGUAGAAUGUGCGCGCGUUGAGUUCUCCAUAAAGAAAAACUUGUUCCCGUUAUUUAGUGGCCGGAGUUCGAAAUGUUCAAGCCGAAGAAGGCGCCGAAAUAUACGCCUCCGCCAGUGCCUUCGGCGCCAGUGGAGGAAUACCAGCAGUCCAAUGGCGUGGACAACAAUAACGGGACACAUAAGUCUCAACUCGUGUUCCACUGCCAACAAGCGCACGGGAGCCCGCUCGGACUUAUUUCUGGAUUUUCUAAUGUUAAGGAACUGUACCAGAAAAUAGCAGAAUGCUACGAUUUUCCACCAGAAGAUAUUCUGUUCUGCACACUGAAUACCCACAAGGUGGACAUGAAGAAGCUGCUUGGUGGACAAAUAGGAUUAGAAGACUUUAUAUUUGCACACAGAAAAGGUCGCCCUAAAGAAAUAGAAAUCGUCAAAACGGAAGAUUCCCUAGGGCUUACAAUCACAGACAAUGGUGCCGGAUAUGCCUUUAUAAAAAGAAUAAAAGACGGUUCGAUAGUAUCAGGAAUUUCACAUAUAAGGGUCGGUGAUCACAUCGAAAAAUUGAAUGGAGCGAAUAUGGUUGGUAAGCGGCACUAUGAAGUAGCAAAGACAUUGAAAGAAAUUCCCAUAGGAACUACAUUCACCAUUAGACUAGUGGAACCAUUGAGGAGUGGUUUCGCAAAUAUAGGACCCCACUCGAGUGGUGCGAGAGCCGGUAGAAAACAAAAUUAUGGCUCUGGAAAAGAAACUUUGAGAUUCAAAGCUAAUGGUCCAGCAACUAUAGAAAACGAGCACGACGACAAAUCCAAGGCUGGAAUAGAGAAAAUUAACGCUCUGCUGGAGUCUUUCAUGGGGAUCAAUGACACGGAUCUAGCGACACAAAUGUGGGACCUCUCAGCAGGCAAGAACAACUCCAUGCAGCUCGCAGAAGCUAUAGACAACAGCGAUCUUCAAGAGUUUGGGUUCACGGACGAAUUCAUCAUCGAAUUAUGGGGAGUGAUCACUGACGCCAGAUCUGGAAGAUUGUAGUUAGAGUGCCGUAAAUUGCUUUAUUAUCGAUAAUGUGCAUUUUUAUAGAUAUUUAAGUUGUAUUUUUAACAUCGUCAAAAUCACAAACGGUAUCCGUUUGUUAUAUACAUUUGCAUUGUAUGUUAAAAAGUUUUAAUGUUUAGAAGAACAUCUUGUUUUAAGUUGUGCUUGAACACACAUCACACACAUUUAAGGAAUGUAACUAUCGUGCAGCGAAACGAUGAGUUAGUUACACUGUGACUAACAGUAGUCCAAAGGUGUGUUAUUUAGAUUUAAAUGUACGCCAUUUUGUCAUCGUUUAAUUUGGCCUACUGUGGUAUCUUACCGUUGAUCGAAACUCGCUAUGAAGCAUUUUCACUUGUUAUCUAUUAAACUACGAAUAUCAGUGUUUAAAAAGUUAAUAAUCUUAUCUAUUUAAUAACAAAUAUUACAGAUACAAUUUUUUAACAAUUAAGUCACCACAAAACAUUUGCCAAUAUUUUUGUAGAAUUAAUUAUGUGAUAUAUUUUGAAACAGUAAUUUAAAACAAAUGUCGAAACUUAUAGUGCAAAAUGCACAAGGUGCUUAAAUUAUAUGUAAAAUUAGAGUUUAGUAUAGUAGCCAAGUUGCCUUAUAAUAAUUAUUUUAGAUAUAUGAAUUAAAUAGUUACUACUCCUAAGAGAAAAAAUUAUUAAAAACUUAAGUAAUUUAAUUAUUUUUUUCAAAAACUUAAAACUCAUGAGUCAAUUGUCAUCAUCAAGAUGAACACAAGACUGUGGUAUAGGUACGUGGUUUGGUAGGUAUUAAAAGUAGAUUAAAAGCUUUUUUAAAGUUACAAGCAUUGGCAAUAACAUUUAGACUGAACAAAAUAUUUUUUCUGUACAAAUGCGUGCAACAGAGUCAAUGUAUCCGGCAAGGUGUAUUUACAUAAAAUAUAGUAUAAUUUGUAAGUGAUCUAAAUCAAAUUUUAUAGUAAUGAAAUAUUAUCUUUUUUUAACAAGCUUGGUUAUACCCUGAAAAACUUCUUUAUAUUAUUUCUCAACUAAUAUAUUAAUCACACACUGUACAUAACAGUCAAGAACACAUCAAGCUUAACACUUUGGGUUUAGGACCGUUUUUAUCAUAAGCGUUAUAGAAUUGAAAUUCAAUCUUAAGUGUCAAGCAUGCCGUGCUGUUGACC